AUGAGUGAUCCCGAAAUGGACGUUACGACGGUGUUUGCGAGGAACCCGCGCGGUUCGUUGUACUUUUUCGACGACUUCACGUUGUUCAACUCGACUUUCGCCAACAACGACGACGACGAUGACGACGACGACGUCGACGAAACGGAAGACACCGAAUGCUCCGAAGACGCGUGGCCGCCCUCGGCGUCGGCGUCGCGCGAAUGCAUGUAUUGCGGGUUGCGCGUCGUCGGUGCGGCAGUCAUGUGCUUGGUGUGCGGCAAAUGGUUUUGCAACGGCCGCAACCGGACGGCCGGGUCGCACAUCGUCCACCACCUGGUCCGGUCCAAGCACAAGCAAGUGAUGACCCACCUGGCCGGGCCGCUGGGCCGUUUACCGUUGGAGUGUUACGAGUGCAAGUCGAAGAACGUGUUCCGGCUGGGGUUCGUCACGGUCAAGGGCGCGGCCGCGGUAGUGCUCAAGUGCCGGGGCGCGUGCACGGACAAAAAGGACCGGUACAAAUGGCGGCCAGUCAUCGAGGACCAUAAGCUGGUGCAGUGGAUCGCCGUCUCGCCGACGCCCGAACAAAUGAGGGCGGCACGGCCGGUGGCCAUGGCCGAUGUGGUCAGCAUGGAGGAGGCGUGGAAUAGGGAGAACGAGGCCGCCAUGGACUUGGGAGCCGCCACCGCCGCCGCGGCCAUCGCCGAGAUGCGUCAAAUAGCCAAAGUGAAAGCCGCGUACGCCGACGGUUGCGAGUAUUUGGGGGUGUUCGAGCCGCUGGUCCAGCUGGAGGCGGACUGCGACAAACUCCUCAAGGAAGGGCAGCACCUCAAGUGCGUGUUGGAGUCCGAAAUGACGUCGGCGACCAACGGCAAAACCGUUAUCCGUCUGCGGUCGGUACCCAACGACAUCCAGCUGCGGAUGUGCAUCGGCGAAGAACUUUGGUUGCAGCAUUCGGCCGGCGACCGACGCGGCACCAUCAUCCAACUAUCCGACAGCUACGAGCGGAUGAUCACCAUGGAAACCAAGGCCCCCGUCAAUUGGCCGGUCGGCACCGAGCUGAUGGUCCGGCCGGUCUGGAAAAGGGUGCCGUUCGACCGCAUGUUGUACGCGUUAAAGAAGUUCGCCUACCGUCCCAACAGCGUGUCGCCCGAAAUACGGUCUGCGUUAUUGGGACGUGCACGACACAGAAAGCCAUCACCGCCGCCGGUCGCCGGUAACUUGAGAGCACCGGGUCUGCCCGAACUGAAUGGUCCGCAAACGAACGCCAUCCGGCACGCACUCGGCCAGUGCGUUUCGCUGGUACACGGGCCGCCGGGCACGGGCAAGACCGUCACGUGCGCCACCAUCGUGUACCACCUGGCCAAGCUGGGCUCGGUGUUGGUGUGCGCGCCGUCCAACACGGCGGCCGACCAUCUGACCGCGGUGAUCGCCAAAACGGGCGUGCGGGUGGUCAGGAUGAUAACUCCGUCGCUGGAAGCUUUCGACAGUGACGUGUCCCUACUGUGCGUGCACAACAAGAUUAUCGAGAUGGAAGGAAACGACUUGCUGAAGGACUUGCAAAAGAUCAAGAACGGCGAGUCGACGACCGGAAUCGGAUUGAGCAAAUACGAAGAAAAGACGUACCGGGAGCUCAAGAUGGCGGCCGAGAUCAUUUGCAUGAAGAAGUCGCAAGUGGUGUGUACCACGUGCUCGGCCGCCGGCGACUCGCGGUUGGAGGGCUUUUCGUUCCGGUCGGUAGUGGUCGACGAGAGCGUGCAAGCCACCGAACCCGAGUGCAUGAUACCCGUGGUGCGAGGCGCCCGGCAGCUGGUGCUCAUCGGCGACCAGUGUCAGCUUGGUCCGGUGAUCGUCAGCAAGAAGGCGUGCAAAGCCGGCCUGAACCAGUCGCUGUUCGAGCGGCUCAUCCGGUUGGGCGUGCGUCCCGCCCGACUGGAGAUCCAGUACCGCAUGCACCCGGAACUGUCCAAGUUCCCGUCCAGCUACUUCUACGACGGUUCGCUGCAGAACGGCGUGCGCGCCGACGAGCGGUCGCUGCCCUCCAACAUCAGGUUCCCGUGGCCGAAUCCCGACAAGCCGCUCAUGUUCUACGCAUCGACGGGCGCCGAAGAGCUGUCGCCGUCCGGCACGUCGUACCUGAACCGCUGGGAGGCGGACUACGUGGAGCGCAUAGCGGCGGCGUUCCUGGCCGGCGGACUGGAGCCCGAGCAGAUCGGAAUCAUCACGCCGUACGAAGGCCAGCGCACGUACUUGGCGCAAACGAUGAUGUCGUCAAACCACAAGCACCCGCUGGCCGCGUCCAAGUACGUCCGCGUGGAGAUCGCCAGCGUCGACUCGUUCCAGGGUCGCGAGAAAGACCUGAUCAUCGUGUCGUGCGUCAGGUCCAACGAGAACCAGGGCGUGGGCUUUCUCAAUGACCCGCGGCGCAUGAACGUGGCGCUGACCCGGGCCAAGUACGGGCUGGUGUUGGUGGGCAACCCGCACAUCCUGUGCAAGCACCCGAUGUGGCACAGCCUGUUGUGUUACUAUAGCGACAACGGUGCGCUGGUCGAGGGCCCACUGAACAACAUGAGUCCGGCCAACGUCAGGCUGACCGCUAAGGCAGAACCGGCCGACCGGCGCGCGCAGUCCGACGCGCUCCGUCGUAACCGGCCCAAACCGGUGCGGAGGACGCCCCAGAUAAUGGGCGUGCCCGAGUCCAUGAUUUUCGCUCAUACUCCUAGACCGAUUGGAUGA
Adelges cooleyi (spruce gall adelgid) is the source of this 2712-nucleotide messenger RNA. RefSeq names its product regulator of nonsense transcripts 1 homolog. The transcript has a single exon. Gene Ontology annotation, molecular function: ATP binding; zinc ion binding; RNA binding. Gene Ontology annotation, cellular component: cytoplasm. The record is from RefSeq and is a predicted model, not a curated record. Gene Ontology annotation, biological process: nuclear-transcribed mRNA catabolic process, nonsense-mediated decay. NCBI's taxonomy places the organism in Eukaryota, Metazoa, Arthropoda, Insecta, Hemiptera, Adelgidae. Bases 1 to 2712 code for a protein of 903 amino acids.